Messenger RNA from Erigeron canadensis, 1157 nucleotides. RefSeq names its product probable protein phosphatase 2C 43. The coding region runs from base 1 to 1152 and encodes 383 amino acids. Gene Ontology annotation, biological process: protein dephosphorylation. The record is from RefSeq and is a predicted model, not a curated record. Gene Ontology annotation, molecular function: protein serine/threonine phosphatase activity. NCBI's taxonomy places the organism in Eukaryota, Viridiplantae, Streptophyta, Magnoliopsida, Asterales, Asteraceae. The transcript has 4 exons.
AUGGAAGCGUAUAAAUCGGUAAAGAAGAUUGUGGAGACAUCGUCUGUGGCACACAAAAGGCGUAUGGGCAAGAAUUUUUCGAAUGUGGCUAACAGGAUUGGAAAUGAUGUGAUAUGGAGUAAAGAUCUUGAACCACAUGCCUUUGGAGAAUACUCUUUUGCUGCUGUCCAAGCCAAUACGCGUAUGGAGGAUUAUAGCCAGGUUGAUGUAGGUCGAAGGGCUACGUUCGUUGGUGUUUAUGAUGGACAUAGUGGUGAUGCAGCUGCAAACCACGUUCGUGAUACUCUUCUCGGUCAUUUUGUUCGUCGCAUUCAAGCACAGAGAUCUGUAUCUGAGCGGAUACUUAAGGGUGCUAUUUCUGACACUGAAGAUGCAUGGAUUGACUUGGCGCGAGACGCACGUGCGCAGAGACCUGAUGUAACUAGAGUUGGUUCGUGUUGUCUGGUUGGGCUUAUAUGGAAUGGGAUGUUGUAUGUUGGUAAUCUGGGUGAUUCUAGAGCAGUUAUAGGGAGGCUGACAGGUAAUGGUAACAAAGUUAUUGCUGAUCAGAUCACCGAAGAUCAUAAUGCCAACUUGGAUGAGGUCAGAGAAGAACUCAAGAAACAGAACAAAGAUGACCCAGAAAUUGUUGUUAAAGUAAAUGGAGUGUGGCGGGUUAAAGGGCUAAUUCAGAUUUCCAGAAGUAUAGGAGACCUUCACUUGAAGAUGCAAGAAUUUGUUAAUGCUAACCAACCAAUGCAUAUGAUACGACCCGCUUUGAGUGAUGAACCAUUCUUAACGACAAGAAUUUUAGGACGUGAUACGAGGUUUGUCGUGUUUGCCUCAGAUGGACUAUGGGAAAACAUGACUAGUCAAGAGGCAGUUGACAUUGUUAACAAACAUCCCAGAGCAGGGAUUGCAAAAACACUGGUUGCAGUAGCAAUGAGAGAAGCAGCUAUCCAGAAAGGUCUGAAGUAUGAUAACCUGCCAAAUAGGUAUCAGCAGCCUGGAGACAGACGUCUUAUUCAUGAUGAUAUCACCGUGGCUGUGCUUUUCCUUGACAAUGGGAGACCAAGAGCUGACCUGGAGCAAGAAGUUUCAGUAAAAGCGAUGGCGAAUGAGAGCACACCAUCCGAGCUCAGGAUGUUGGGAGGGGAAAUUCGAAGCGGGUGAUCAGA